Molecule: messenger RNA, 3200 nt
Organism: Protobothrops mucrosquamatus (brown spotted pit viper)
Lineage: Eukaryota; Metazoa; Chordata; Lepidosauria; Squamata; Viperidae
Gene: ADAMTS15
Product: ADAM metallopeptidase with thrombospondin type 1 motif 15
Exons: 8
Coding region: 1-2904 (967 amino acids)
Biological process (GO): proteolysis; extracellular matrix organization
Molecular function (GO): metalloendopeptidase activity; zinc ion binding
Source: RefSeq, a predicted model, not a curated record
AUGCCGCCUCUCUUGCGGGGCUCCUGCUGGCUGUGCCUGCUGGCUCUGCUGCCCGGCCUGGGCGCGCCGAUGCCGUCGGAGAUCGUGACUCCCCUCCGCCUGGACCCGGAUCUCAACGGGCGGCAGUACUUCCAGCGGGGGGCCGAGGAGCCCUCCCAGCCGGGGGCCAUCUUCCAGAUCACCGCCUUCCAGGAGGAUUUCUACCUGAACCUGAGCCCGGAUGCCCAGUUCCUGGCGCCCGCCUUCGCCACCCGCUACCUGGGCGCCCCGCGGAGGGCUGAGCCCGGGGACUUGCGCCGCUGCUUCUACUCCGGCGACGUCAACUCGGACCGGGACUCCUUCGCCGCCCUGAGCCUCUGCGGAGGGCUGACCGGCGCCUUCGGCUACCGCGGGGCCGAGUAUCUCAUCAGCCCGGUCCGCAACGCCAGCGGCGCCCAGGCUGGACGGCCGCUGCGCAACAGCCAAGGAGCGCACCUGUUGCAGCGGCGGAGCGCGCCUCGCCACGCCGCGGCCACCUCUCGCUGCGGGGUGGAUUCCGCCUCCCACCCGGCCCUGGCGCAAGCCCUGGAGAAGUACAAGGGCUCCGGGCCCGGCAACGGCGGGGCCAGGCCGGGCCAGAACGAGACGGCGGGCCGGGGGCUGCCCGCCUCGGCCAGGAAGAGCGGCCGCGCCAAGCGCUUCGUCUCCAUCCCCAGGUACGUGGAGACGCUGGUGGUGGCCGACGAGUCCAUGGUCAAGUUCCACGGCGAUGACCUCCAGCACUACCUGCUGACCCUGAUGGCCACGGCCGCCCGGCUCUACCGGCACCCCAGCAUCCAGAACCCCAUCAAUCUGGCGGUGGUCAAGUUCCUGGUCAUCGGGCAGGACGACAAGGGGCCCAAAGUGACGAACAACGCGGCGCUGACCUUGCGCAACUUCUGCGUCUGGCAGAAGAAGUGGAACAAGGGCAGCGACAAGCACCCCGAGUAUUGGGACACCGCCAUCCUCUUCACCAAACAGGAUUUGUGUGGUGCUACCACUUGUGACACCCUGGGAAUGGCGGAUGUCGGCACCAUGUGUGAUCCCAAACGCAGUUGCUCCGUCAUUGAGGAUGAUGGUCUUCCUUCUGCUUUUACUACAGCUCACGAGCUAGGACAUGUGUUCAACAUGCCCCAUGACAACGUGAAGGCUUGUGAAGAAGUCUUUGGUAAACUGAAGACUAACCACAUGAUGUCCCCCACUCUCAUCCAAAUUGAUCGUAUUAACCCAUGGUCACCUUGUAGCACGGCUAUCAUCACUGACUUCCUGGACAGCGGACAUGGUGAUUGCCUUUUGGACCAACCCACCAAGCCGAUCUCUUUGCCUCAAGAACUUCCCGGUUCCAGCUAUAAUCUCAACCAGCAGUGUGAGCUGGCCUUUGGCAUUGGCUCCAAGCCUUGCCCGUACAUGCAAUACUGCACCAAGCUUUGGUGCACCGGAAAGGCUCGUGGCCACAUCAUGUGCCAGACCCGUCACUUCCCUUGGGCUGAUGGCACCAGCUGUGGAGAAGGGAAGUUCUGCAUGAAAGGUUCCUGUGUGGAGAGGCAUAACAUCAGUAAGUACCGGGUGGAUGGAAACUGGGGGAAGUGGGCACCUUAUGGAACAUGUUCACGGACAUGUGGUGGAGGAGUCCAGCUGGCUAAACGUCAAUGCAACAAUCCGGCUCCAGCCAAUGAAGGGAAGUACUGUGAAGGGGUUCGAGUUAAAUAUCGUUCCUGCAGUUUGGAUCCCUGCUUUGCUUCAGUUCCAGGAAAGAGUUUUCGGGAAGAACAAUGUGAGGCUUUCAAUGGCUACAACCAUAGCACGAACCGACUCACCGCCAUUGUCUCCUGGGUCCCCAAAUAUUCUGGGGUGUCACCCCGGGAUAAAUGCAAGCUCAUCUGUCGAGCCAAUGGAACUGGCUACUUUUAUGUCUUAGCCCCAAAGGUGGUGGAUGGUACACCAUGUUCUCCAGACUCUAGCUCGCUAUGCGUCCAGGGAAAAUGUAUCAAAGCUGGGUGCGAUGGGAAACUUGGUUCCAAAACGAAAUUCGACAAGUGUGGCGUGUGUGGAGGAGACAACAAAAGCUGCAAGAAAGUUUCAGGCUUGUUCACCAAACCUAUGCAUGGCUACAACUUUGUGGUGCUCCUCCCAGCUGGUGCUUCCAGCAUUGACAUCCGUCAGAGAGGCUACAAGGGUCUGAUUAGUGAUGACAAUUACUUGGCCCUGAAGAAUGGGCAUGGCAAAUAUCUUCUGAAUGGACAUUUCAUUGUCUCCCCGGUGGAAAAGGACUUAAUAGUCAAGGGCAGCGUGAUUCGCUAUAGUGGAACAGGUACAGCAGUGGAAAGCCUCCAAGCCUUUAUGCCCAUCCAGGAACCCCUGACAGUGGAAGUGCUAUCAGUUGGGAAGAUGACACCACCUCGAGUACGCUACUCCUUCUACUUGCCCAAAGAAAGCAAAGAGGACAAGUCUUCCUACCACCGUAAAGAUGGGAAGCGUCCUCCAGUCCUCAACAACAGUAUUCUCAGCCUGUCCAACCGCCUGGAGCUGGGUCAGCUGGAUUACAAACGCCCCGCUUACAAAUGGGCCACCACCAACUGGGAAGACUGUUCAGUCACUUGUGGCAACGGUCUGCAGAAACGCAUGGUGCUGUGUCGUGACGCCCUUGGCCAGUUGGCCUCCUCUUGUGACGCCACUCAGAGGCCUAUUGAUAUCAGGAUAUGUGGAGAUCCUUGCCCAACAUGGGAGGCAUCACCGUGGUCCUCGUGCUCCAAAACUUGUGGCAGGGGGUUUAAAAGGCGCAUACUGAGAUGCACAGGACGAGGUGGCAUACUGCUGCCCCGUGAACGCUGCAACCUCAGGAAGAAACCACAGGAGUUAGACUUUUGCACCCUGAGACCUUGCUGACCCGGCUGUCUCCACAAUUGACCAAAGCCAAAUGUGCUACUUUCUGAACAAGUGGCUGAAAGUGUAAACAUAGCCUCUGGGGGGAGGGAAUGGGAUCCAACUGAAUCAAAGGGGGUCUGGUCCAUAGUGCAUUUUGACCAAGAACAUUCUAAGAGAAGAGAAGAAUACCAAUAAGAAGGGGGCUUGAUAGAGGUUUUGACCAUCCAGUCACUUAGUAGUAAAGCAGAAGUAAACAACUACCUCGAAGUUGCCCAAACCUCCUAGAAGUUAUCACAAUUCAGCCAUGCAUUCUGAGG